AUGUCAGACCAAUCGCAACAGGAUAGUAGCCAUGGCCGCCAGCCUGACGUGAUGCCGUCUCUCACUGGAUCGACAACCGGCGCAGGCCGUAUCGGCCGCUAUCAGAUCAUUAAGACUCUAGGUGAAGGUUCCUUUGGCAAAGUCAAACUCGCGUACCACUUGGCUACUCAUGCUCGUGUGGCGCUCAAAAUUAUCAACCGCAAAACUUUGGCCAAGAGCGACAUGCAAGGUCGCGUCGAACGUGAAAUCUCUUACCUGCGGUUACUCAGACAUCCUCACAUUAUUAAACUUUACGAUGUAAUCAAGUCCAAAGACGAAAUCAUUAUGGUAAUUGAAUUUGCAGGAAAGGAGCUCUUUGAUUAUAUUGUGCAGCGUGGCCGUAUGUCUGAAGACGAGGCCCGCCGCUUCUUCCAACAAAUUAUCUCUGCAGUCGAUUACUGCCAUCGUCAUAAAAUUGUCCAUCGUGAUUUGAAGCCUGAAAACUUGCUUCUUGACGAUAAUCUCAAUGUCAAAAUUGCCGAUUUCGGUCUCUCUAACAUUAUGACUGACGGUAAUUUCCUUAAAACAAGUUGCGGCUCUCCAAACUAUGCUGCUCCAGAAGUUAUAUCUGGUAAGCUCUACGCAGGCCCAGAAGUCGACGUUUGGUCCUGUGGUGUUAUUCUCUACGUUAUGCUCUGUGGAAGACUCCCCUUUGACGAUGAGUUUAUCCCCAAUCUUUUUAAGAAAAUUUCUCAGGGUGUUUAUACCAUCCCCCCAGACCUUUCUCCUGGUGCUAAAAACCUUCUCAAGCGCAUGCUUGUUGUUAACCCUCUCAACCGUAUAACGGUCCGGGAAAUAAUUCAAGAUCCUUGGUUUUCCGUAAACUUGGAUCCUUCAUUACUCCCACCUGAUAUGCGCGAGGAACAAGAGCGCAAAAAGGAGGAAGAAAAGGAAGAGUCAAUUAAUGAACCCAUUGAUGACUCCCUUGUUGGCGCCCUUGGCCGCACUAUGGGCUACUCAAAGGAACAAGUUUACGACGCUCUUCGCCACACAAACGGCGAUGGAUCUGAAAUUCGAGAUGCUUACCAACUUGUCAAGGAUAAUCGCUUGAUGGGUAAUGCAGCCGUCAGACAAGGUGAAAUGGACAGAUACCUUGUUGAAGACUCUUCCACUGAAGAAGCACGUCUCAAACAGCAGCAAUAUCAACAAAUGCUUGCACAACAACAACAGCAACAACAGCAACAACUCAUUCAACAACAACAACAACAACGACAGCAACAAGGACGCGGCCACUCUUCUUCCUUCUCGCGAGAUAACCCUCCCGCUCUUACAUUUGAUCGUAUGCAACUGCCUUCUGCUUUGGACGUGGGAGGCCACUCUACCCCGCAUACCACCAUUGCCGUUUUGCCAACAUCACUACCAGCCUAUCACAGGGCAAAUAUGAUUGCCUAUGGUCCUGCUACCAUGCGCAAACUGAAUCCCAUCAGUACGAAAAAGUCCAAAACCCGCUGGCAUUUUGGUAUCCGAUCACGGUCUUACCCACUUGACGUCAUGGGUGAGAUUUACCGUGCUCUUAAGAAUCUUGGCGCAGAAUGGGCCAUUCCUGCAGAAGAAGAUCUCUGGACCAUCCAUGUUCGUUGGAAGUGCGUUCUUCCCAAUUCUGCCAAGCGCUCUGGGUCAGGAUCCGGUACAGGUGCUGAUGAUGAUGACAUGGCUGAUGAUGAUGGUGACGCAGAAUACCGUCAUAAUAAUACGGAAAUCAUUAAUGAAAAGCGUGAAACAAUAAUGUCGGACAAUGACGUGCCCAUGGAAGAAGAGGACAGCUCUAAGUCUUCAAAUAAUAAUGAGGAAAAAACAGAGCUUAUGAAGAUGCGCAUCCAACUUUACCAAAUCGAGCAAAACAAUUACCUUGUGGACUUUAAGUUUGAUGGCUGGGAGGAGCCCAACCCUUCACCAGACGCUGCUGCACACAAGCCUCAACCUCUGCGCCGACAAUCCAAUGCAUCUGUGCACGUGCCAUCCUCUUUGCAAAUGUCAAAACCUGCAGGCUCUGCGCCAACAGCCGCUACAACCGCGAGCUCGGCUGCGGCGCGUUCCGCGGCCGCCAAUGUGUGUCGCGAUAAGAGCGAGUUUGAUACCUUUUCUGCUUACCCGUUUCUGCACCUUGCAACACGGUUGAUUAUGGAGCUGGCAGUAAAUAGUCAAAACCAAUAG
This is a messenger RNA of Magnusiomyces paraingens, 2193 nucleotides long. RefSeq lists its product as uncharacterized. The transcript has a single exon. Gene Ontology annotation, molecular function: ATP binding; protein serine/threonine kinase activity. Bases 1 to 2193 code for a protein of 730 amino acids. NCBI's taxonomy places the organism in Eukaryota, Fungi, Ascomycota, Dipodascomycetes, Dipodascales, Dipodascaceae. Gene Ontology annotation, biological process: protein phosphorylation; intracellular signal transduction. The record is from RefSeq and is a predicted model, not a curated record. Gene Ontology annotation, cellular component: cytoplasm.